CGCGCGCGAGAGGCGGAAGUCGGGCGCGGGGUUGGCGGCGGCGGCGCUGGAAUUGAGGGCGUAGCUCGUGCUGCGGAAGGCGCCGCCACGAUGAAGGUGAAGAUGCUGAGUCGGAACCCGGACAACUAUGUCCGCGAAACCAAGUUGGACUUGCAGAGAGUUCCAAGAAACUAUGAUCCCACCUUACAUCCUUUUGAGGUCUCUCGGGAAUACGUAAGAGCUCUGAAUGCUACCAAGCUGGAGCGCGUAUUUGCAAAGCCAUUCCUUGCUUCCCUGGAUGGGCACCGAGAUGGAGUCAACUGCCUUGCAAAGCACCCAAAGAGCCUGGCUACGGUCCUUUCUGGCGCGUGUGACGGAGAGGUUAGAGUUUGGAACCUGACUAAGCGAAAAUGUAUUCGUACAAUACAAGCACAUGAAGGUUUUGUACGAGGAAUAUGUACGCGCUUUUGUGGGACAUCUUUUUUUACCGUUGGUGAUGACAAAACCGUGAAGCAGUGGAAGAUGGAUGCACCAGGCUAUGGAGAGGAGGAGGAGCCACUGCACACAAUAUUGGGAAAGACAGUGUACACAGGAAUCGAUCAUCACUGGAAGGAUCCUGCUUUUGCCACCUGCGGACAGCAAGUGGACAUUUGGGAUGAGCAGAGAACCAGCCCUAUAUGUUCCAUGACCUGGGGGUUUGACAGUAUAAAUAGUGUUAAAUUUAACCCAAUUGAGACUUCUCUCUUGGGAAGUUGUGCUUCUGACAGGAACAUAGUGCUGUAUGAUAUGAGGCAAGCUACUCCCCUCAAAAAGGUUAUCUUAGAUAUGAGAACAAAUACAAUCUGUUGGAACCCCAUGGAAGCUUUUACGUUCACUGCAGCAAAUGAAGAUUAUAACUUGUACACGUUCGACAUGCGCGCUCUGGACACCCCCGUCAUGGUGCACAUGGACCACGCAUCUGCUGUGCUUGACGUGGACUACAGCCCCACGGGGAGGGAGUUCGUAUCUGCCAGUUUCGACAAAUCUAUCCGCAUCUUCCCUGUGGACAAGAGUAGAAGCAGGGAAGUGUACCACACCAGGCGCAUGCAACACGUCAUCUGUGUGCGCUGGACAGCAGACAGCAAGUACAUCAUGUGCGGCUCUGACGAGAUGAACAUCCGCCUGUGGAAGGCCAACGCUUCUGAGAAGCUGGGUGUGCUUGCGUCCCGGGAAAGAGCGGCCCAGGAAUAUAACCAGAAGUUGAAGGAGAAAUUUCAGCACCACCCUAACAUCAAACGCAUCGCUCGGCACCGGCACCUGCCCAAGUCUCUCUACAGUCAGAUCCAGGAGCAGCGCAUCAUGCGAGAGGCGCGCCGGCGCAAGGAGCUGAACCGUCGGAAGCACAGCAGGCCGGGGUCUGUGCCAGUGGUGUCGGAAAGGAAGAAGCACGUGGUCGCAGUGGUGAAGUAGCACGCGGUGUCCUGGUCCUCAGGCGUGGUCGCCUCUUACCUUUGAUUUGGGAACUCUGUAUAUAAAUAAAAGCACUGGCUCUAAUUUAAUGAUAAGCAUUUCAGUUAGGGGAUCGUUUCCUCUCGCUGCCGGCUGCUGAGCCGUCUCUCUCCGCUUGAAGUGUGGCUGAUCUCAGGGCGCACUGCACUGUUGCUCAGGGAACUGUCACUUUAGGCACUGCCUAAACACCCAGCUGCCACAAUAUGAUGUUUGCCUGGUGUCGUGUCUAGGUGCUUAGAGGUGUUGGCAUGAAGAUGAGUGCCACCUGUUGCGUCACUGGCACUACCUGCUGCUGCCACUUGGUUUCCAUAGUGAUGUCCCGGUGACUUGCAUGCUGCAGAGCCUGCUGUUAGACGUGAGCAGUUUCCUGUCAUUCAUGCCUCUCCUAGUCUAGAAAUGGAGCAUGGUUGUGAUGUGUAACUUUAAAGCUCCAACUCUUACCGAGUCUAAUGCACAGAGGCGUCUCAGCAGGUGAAGUAGUCAGGGUAGAGCCCUGAGGCAGCACACAAGGGUGGUGAUGCCAUGCGAGUGUUCCGGGGCGUGGGGAGACAAGGCUGCAGGGCUGGCGGUGCCCCCCACGGGCCUCGCUGUGGCGCCCGUGUCAGUCUGCCGCUCCUCAGCCCUUCGCCCCAUGCUUUACAUGGUUUCCCGAAGAAAGAAGGGGAAACCUGAGAAAUGGCUGGAAUGGGCAAGAGAGGACAGGCCCAGACAGCGUGGUUUCGGAUUCCUGGUCAGCACGGGUGUUUGAGCAAUGGAGCCAAAGUGGCCCAAGAGCCCUGCAGUCCACAGUGC
This is a messenger RNA of Octodon degus (degu), 2259 nucleotides long. RefSeq names its product DDB1 and CUL4 associated factor 13 (gene Dcaf13). Lineage: Eukaryota; Metazoa; Chordata; Mammalia; Rodentia; Octodontidae. Gene Ontology annotation, cellular component: small-subunit processome; nucleolus. The coding region runs from base 91 to 1428 and encodes 445 amino acids. Gene Ontology annotation, biological process: maturation of SSU-rRNA from tricistronic rRNA transcript (SSU-rRNA, 5.8S rRNA, LSU-rRNA). The transcript is spliced from 11 exons. The record is from RefSeq and is a predicted model, not a curated record. Gene Ontology annotation, molecular function: protein binding.